Messenger RNA from Diprion similis, 969 nucleotides. It is a transcript of the gene Mlc-c, whose product is annotated as myosin-2 essential light chain. The transcript is spliced from 4 exons. Gene Ontology annotation, molecular function: calcium ion binding; myosin heavy chain binding. Gene Ontology annotation, cellular component: myosin II complex. NCBI's taxonomy places the organism in Eukaryota, Metazoa, Arthropoda, Insecta, Hymenoptera, Diprionidae. The record is from RefSeq and is a predicted model, not a curated record. The coding region runs from base 231 to 674 and encodes 147 amino acids.
UAUUUCCAUCGAAUAUUUGUAGUAAUUUAACUAAAAAUUGUAUAAUAUUUAGAGCAAUUUGAACUUAGGAUUAGUCACUUCCGGUGAUAAAGAAUAUCGCGUUGAAUUCUGCCUACGUCACGAACGCUUCGUUGAGACUGCAAGAAACGAGCGGUUGGCGGUUAGUCAGCACGACGACACGCAUCUGGUAGUAAGUGUGUAUUCCGCGUCAGGAACUUGUACUUUGCACAAUGGCUUCGUAUUCAGAGGAUCAGCUGGCCGAAUUCCAAGAGGCUUUCCAGCUUUUUGACAGCCGCGGGGAUGGAAAAAUUCACAUCGCUCAAAUUGGCGACGCCCUGAGAGCUUUGGGUCAAAAUCCGACUGAAUCGGACGUCAAAAAGUUCACUCACCAGCAUAAGCCUGAUGAGAGAAUUAGCUUUGAGGUAUUCUUGCCCAUUUAUCAGGCCAUUAGUAAGUCUCGUACCUCCGAUACUGCUGAUGACUUCAUCGAGGGCUUGAGACACUUCGAUAAAGAUGGAAAUGGUUACAUCUCAUCCGCUGAACUCAGGCAUCUGCUAACCACACUUGGAGAGAAACUCAGCGACGAAGAAGUUGAGACCCUGUUAGCUGGCCAUGAGGAUUCACAAGGAAACAUUAAUUAUGAAGACUUCGUUCGUCAAAUCAUGUGCGGCUGAAUGCACUAUAUUUUUAUGCAGUAAUUACUUACCCAUUUUUGAUUAGUUUCGUAUUGUUUCCAAAAGUAUUUAAAAUGAAAUAAUAUCUUUGAUUUUUAUUUAUGUGUUAUAUUCGAAGCAGAUACAAAUGUUGCAAUAACGAUUUAUAGAUAUCAUUUAUCGGUUGCUAUUGUAUCAUAAGUAAAAUGAACUUUUUUAUAUUAUAUAAAAAACAAAAACAAAAAAAAACAAAAAAAACAAAUAAGAAAGAAAAUCAUUUCAAUUAUUUGACUAGUAACCUAGCUAAUAAAGUAUG